Ornithodoros turicata is the source of this 1965-nucleotide messenger RNA. RefSeq lists its product as uncharacterized. Lineage: Eukaryota; Metazoa; Arthropoda; Arachnida; Ixodida; Argasidae. The transcript has a single exon. Gene Ontology annotation, molecular function: nucleic acid binding; zinc ion binding. The record is from RefSeq and is a predicted model, not a curated record. The coding region runs from base 1 to 1965 and encodes 654 amino acids.
AUGACACGGCUCUCCGACCUGCUGGGGCAGCAGGACUCGUCCGUCGAAGAGGUUGAAGCUGCGUUGGACUAUUUGGUGGCAAAACGGCAAUCGCUCUACGACCUCGAUAGCAGCAUCGCCCAGGAAACCCCCGAAGAUCAGCUGGGAGCGGAACUUGACAGUGCGCUCCAGUACGAGGAAGGUCUCGAGGGAAUGAUCACAAGGGCACGUCGUAGGCUUCGCCAGCAGCAUAAUGUUGCACCUUUGGAUGAACAGCGUCCUGCGGGACAAAAAUCCGUCGCUCCCCCUAAGCUUCAGAUACCCAAGUUUUCGGGAAAAUUACAGGAAUGGCAACAAUUCUGGCAGCAUUUUGAUGCCACCAUCCACUCCAACCAAGCACUGGCUCCGGUCGAGAAGUUUAAGUACUUGGUCUCCUACAUCAUUGACGACGCGAAGCGAUCCAUCGAAAGCAUCAGGAUCAGCGGCGACAACUACGACUCUGCGGUCACUCUGCGUACACACAGGUACGGUAGACCGGAACUCCUUACGGCGGAGCACAUCGACCAUUUGCUUGCUCUUCGUCCCAUCUCGAAUUCCCAGAACAUUCCCCAGCUCCGACGUCUUCAUGACGAUGUGACCAUUCGAAUGGCAGCUUUGGAUUCUUUGGGGGUAACAAAGGACAAAUAUGCGGUUAUCUUGUACCGCGUCAUCACACGAUGCUUGCCCGAAAACCUGUGUGUCCUUUUUCAUCAGCGGAGAAGGGAUACAGCCGCAGUACCUCAACCCCAAGGCAACAAUGAAAGCACUGGGAUAGACAAGGCCGCCGAGGAUCUUCAGGCGCUGCUAUCAUUUCUUCAGGUGCAGGUGGAGACUCGGGAAGAGGUGUUGCUCACUCGGGCAGUUUCGCCAGCGUCGGCUGCUCGAAGCAAGAGUCCUAACGAGCCGGUUCGGCUUCCUACUGCCGCUGCCCUAGCCGCUGCAAACGCCGCACCUCCGAAGCGGACUGCUGACGCACGUUCAACACCCUGUCCCUUGUGUCACUCUCCGGACCAUCCGCUGCAGUCCUGCACGGCGGUUUUACCGGCAGCCGAUAUGCGCCAUCGUUUGUCUAGAGCGGGAAGAUGUUUCAGGUGCGGCAAAUCCGGACAUUUUUCACGGGUCUGCCGAUCUGCGGCUGGAUUGUCUUGUGCGAAGUGCCACGGACAUCACCUUUCCAUAUUGUGUGACAUUCAAAGACGUCCGGAGGCUCAGCAUUGUUCGACCACUCUCCCCGCGACUCCAGACAUGGGGGCACCGCGCGAAGCGCUGGACGACGUCGUCUCACAGACUGUCAUGUCUUCAUCACCCUCGAACGUGCAUGCAAAAUCUGGAAUGGCACGCCUUCAGACAGUCUCGGUUUGGGCAGAAGGACCUGCAGGCAAGAAGCGAAUUCGGCUGCUUCUUGACACAGGUAGUCAACAAACGUUUAUACGUCGCGAUCUGUUGAAGGAGCUAGGGUGCCAAAUCUCUGGUGAGGAGGACCUCUCCGUGUUCUCCUUCGCACGUACGCGCCACCCCAGAAGAUUUCACUGCGAACGGGUGCAAGUCCGCCUCGAAGCCAUCUCGGAUUCGCGGUCGUUCAUCGAGCUUGAAGCCCUCGGCAUUUCUGAACUAUGCCUCGUGUCUACUCCAGCCUUGGACGACGUAACCAUGAGCCUUCUCUCGCUGCGAGGCCUCGAAGUGGCCGAUACGAGCUGCACCACGGACAUCGCUCUGCUGGUGGGUUCCGAUUACUAUUGGAAGCUGGUCACCGGCCGAGUGGAACUUCUCCCUGGCGAUCUUGUCGCGGUGGAGACCAUUUUCGGAUCGGUCGUUCAGGGAGUCCAGCGGUCACCCAGUCGAACGCUGUCCACCGUGGUAUCAGUCCUCUCCCUUUGCUGCGAGCAACAAGAAUUCUUCGACCACAUGGACCCUUCGGAAGCGUGGCGCUUGGAUGCCUUGGCAUAA